Molecule: messenger RNA, 651 nt
Organism: Fomitopsis serialis
Lineage: Eukaryota; Fungi; Basidiomycota; Agaricomycetes; Polyporales; Fomitopsidaceae
Exons: 4
Coding region: 1-651 (216 amino acids)
Source: RefSeq, a predicted model, not a curated record
AUGGCCCAGGAAACGCCAGAAAUCGUCGAAGUGAUGGUGCUCGAUGUGAAUGACGGCGUGAGCAAGGACUCCCCUGCGUUCGAGACACUCCGUCAAGGAGCAGUGAAGGGUGGGCUCGUACACCAGUCGUACGGCUUCGCAGUGAAGAACCCGAAGAAAUUAUACUGGCUCCCUCCGUACGUACCAUCAACCCACUUUGACCAAGGCUUUCAACCUAAAGACUUCCAAUGGCCAGCGGAAUAUGGCGAGUUCUCCGAGGCAGUGAAAGAGCUCGCGACAUCGGAGCCAGAGUCGCACUUCUGCCCUUCAAAGUCUUCCCCAGGGGUGCGACGUCCGCGCCGAUCACUGAGAUCGCUGUCGCUCACCGGGGGACAGGCCACUGUCACGCUCAAGCCGGACGUCGACAUUGAUACUUUCGCAGUGUACCAGGAAACCCUGACGGAUGCACUGAACAAGGAGCCGGCCUUCAGAGGAGUCGCGCGGUCGCUGGCAGACCCAGAGAAGCGCACCGUGUGGGUCUUCGUCGGUUGGGAUUCAGCUGAGGCACAUGCGAGCUGGGCGAAGGCGAAUGCGGGUCUACUGGAGACGUUCAUACAGUCGAUGGAGAGCGGAGGAAUUGCGCAUGUCCAAUUUGUUGAACAUGUACAGUAG